AUGAGGAUCGCCAAAGCGCUCCUGUCGUUGGCCCUCGUGGCUGACGCAGUUAUCGCUAGCUCUUGGUUUUCCAAUGCUGCCUACAACAAGUGGCACGAGACUGAGCUUGAGCGUUGGCUCUCCGACCACGAUGUCCCCUAUCCCACUCCUGCCGACCGCAAGGAUCUCGAGAAGCUUGUCCAGAAGAACUGGGAGUCACAUGUCGUAACACCAUACAACAGCUGGGACGCUGCCCAGCUUGAUAGCUAUCUCAAGCAGAAGGGUGUCGAGACCAAGGAUUCCGCCCAGGCCAGCCGCGAUUCUCUCGUCAGCCAGGUGAAGGGCUACUGGUACGAGACGGAGGACAAGGCUCAAACCGCCUGGACCAAUGUCAAGGACUGGAUUCUGGACAGCUGGACCGACAGCCAGCUCAAGGCCUUCUGCGAUCGUCAUGGUAUUCCUGUUCCCCAACCCCGCACCCGUGAUACUCUCCUUCAGAAGGCUAGGGUCGCUUACGAAACCGCUGCUCAAAAGGCCGGUGAGACUGCUGCCUACCCUGGCAACUGGUUGUACGAGACCUGGUCCGAGUCUGAUCUCAAGGAGUGGCUUGAUACCCAUGGCAUCCCGGCUCCUCAACCUACCACCCGCGACAAGCUCAUUGCCUCUGUCCGCCGCAACUCUCGACUUGCCUCGCUUCGAAUGCAGGAGCAGAAGGCUGCUGCUCAGAAGAAGGCUCAGGAAGCUUAUGCCACCCUCACUGACAAGGUUAUUGACGCCUGGAGCGAGUCUCAGCUGAAGGAGUUCUGCGACAAGAAUAGCAUCCCCGUUCCUCAAGGUACCAAGCUCAACCAGCUCCGCUCUCUUGUCCGCAAGCACCGCGCUGAGAUCAUGGGUGACACUGUUGCCUCAACCGCUGCCUCCGCCUAUGGCGCUGCUACUUCCAACGUUGGCGAGAACGUUGCCAAGGCUACUGAUGCCACUUCCCAGGCCGCUCUGGAUGCCUUCAACGCUGCCGUCAACACCUGGUCUGAGAGCCGUCUCAAGGGCUACCUUGACGCCCGUGGAGUCCCCGUUCCUCAGGGAUCCAAGACUGAUGAGCUUCGUGCGCUCGUACGCAAGCAUGCCCACAAGGCUGCUACCGGCUGGAGCGCCUGGACCUGGGACGAUCUGACCCUCGACAACCUCAAGGCCUACCUCGCUUCCUCUGGAGACGCUGCGGCGAAGAAGGCUGGUGAGAAGGCUGGCGCUACUCGCGAGGAGCUUGUCCAGGCUGCCAACGCUGCCUACGCCUCUGCUUCUUCUGCCGGUGGUAACUCCUUUGCCUCUGCUACUAGCUACCUUUCUCAUGCCACCGACAAUGCCAAGGCUGCUACCUUUGAUACCUGGAGCGAGAGUGAUCUCAAGGCCUACUUGGACAGCUAUGGCAUUCCCGUCCCUCAGGGUUCAACUCUCAAUGAGAUCCGUGCCCUUGCUCGUCGCCAGUGGACUUACUACAAGUACGGCACCUCGUCUCCUUCCGAGACCAUCUUCGCUAAGAUCAAGGAAAACGUCUUGAGCGGCUGGGACUGGGUCACCGGUCAGGUCAUGGCUGGCUCUGAUGCCGCCAAGAAGAAGGCUGAGGAGGGCCGUGCCAAGGCGCAUAAGGAGCUCUAA
Molecule: messenger RNA, 1632 nt
Organism: Podospora anserina S mat+
Lineage: Eukaryota; Fungi; Ascomycota; Sordariomycetes; Sordariales; Podosporaceae
Exons: 3
Coding region: 1-1632 (543 amino acids)
Source: RefSeq, a predicted model, not a curated record